GUCUGCAGUCCAGGUGUCGUCGAGAAAAUCCGAGAGAGACGUCGUGUCAAGGUAUGUUUACAUCUGAGACACAUUAAGAAAUGGCUUUGACACAAGAGGCGAUUUUAAACACCUUGUUAGAAAGCGGAGGAAAGCUGAAAAACGCUGAGCUCCUGAGCAAUUUUAAAGAGUCACUGAACUGCAGUGAUCCAGCAGAAAAGAAGCAGAAUCGAGAUCUCUUCAAGGCGUUUGUCAACAACAUCGCUGUCGUGAAAGAAAUCGAGAACGCCAAGUACAUCGUUCUCAAGAAAGUCUACAGUCAUUUACUAAAAGCUAGAGAUUAUGAAAACUCACCUAGAGAAGAUUACGUUGAAGGUGAACUGCGUCCUGAAGAAGAAGAAACCACUCAAAAUGCUGAAUUAGCAUUGAGCAGAUCUUCACCAAAGGCUUCAGACACCACCACACCGCGUUCUCCCAUUGAAAAUGCUUUGGAAAGAUCAAGGAGUGUGGACUUUAAACCUAAGCAGUUCACCGUACCGCUGAAGUCUGACCCUGAGGCACCUAAGCAAAACAAACCCUUUGCUCUUCCUUUACGAAUGCCUCAAAUAGAGAUCUCCCAUAACAAGAAGCCAUCACCGGAGCGUUUAGCAGUUCCUGACUCCAUACAAGAGCUUCAAUCUUCACCUCAAUUCAUAAGGAAGCCAAAUACGGGCUUCAUAUCCAGCUCUCCACAGGUAAGAAGACACUUUAAGACUCUUAAACCAGCCAGUGAGUUAAAGGAUCUUCAUCAUGGUCUACUUGACUCUAUUGACCAUGAGUGGCUAGUGAAAACUGCUUCUGGACAUUGGAGCCAAGUGUACGGUCUCCUCUUGAAAGAUGCUCAGUUGGCGGAGAGGAAAGACUUCAUGUCUGGAUUCACGGCUCUCCAUUGGGCUGUCAAAUGUGGAAACGCUGACAUGGUCUGCAGGAUUAUUGAGCUCUCCAGGAAAGGCGGUCAUGGUGUGGAUGUCAAUGAGAAGUCUAAUGGUGGCUACACACCGCUGCACAUCGCCGCCAUACACAAUCAUCUCUCAAUUAUUGACCUUCUACUCCAUAAAUAUGGUGCCAAUAGGAACCUAAGAGACAACUAUGGGAAAAAACCCUAUCAUUAUCUGCAAAAAGGGGUUUCGGGACAGCUGAGGGAGCUUCUCGGAGACCCCAAAGCUAAUAUCAAGGAGCCGCCACUUCAGGCCAGGGAUGACUCCGACCCACAUAAAUACCUAAAAGGUCGUCUUUUUCCUGCAAAUCCAGUGCUGGGGAUGAAGAAAAAGACCAAAGGGAGGUUUAUUUCUAUGGGUGAGGAUGGCAGAGGUGAGAGGGACGAGCCAGUGCCACAUAGACAUAGAUUGACAUCAAAUGUAUUUCCUUAAAUUAGCAUACAUUGUAAAAUAAGAUAGUUAAAUUAAUAAUUUUCCAUAUUUAAGUAGAGAAUUUGUGAAUGUUAUUAUGGUGAAGGUCUUGAUCAUUAAUUUUAAUGAUACAAUGUGACGUUCUGUGUCCUGAUUGGCUUGAUUAGGAUGAUUAUGGAGAUUAAUAUUCAUAAGCCGAUAGUAACUGCAUGAGUGUGUUCAAUAUGGCUUUUUCCAAAAUAUAUGAAAUAUUAAUAUAUUGAAUAUGUUAAUGAUAAAUUAUAUUAGUAAAAAGUUCCAAAUGUUACUAAGGUAAACGUCUUGAUUAUAAUUUUAAUGACGCAGCUUAAAAUUCUAUGCUGAUUGGCAGGAAGAUUGAACGUUUUCCUCAUUAAAGGCUUGAUCAUGAAUAUUAAUUAGGUGAUCUGACUGGAUGAUUAUCGAGCGUUAAUAUUCAUAAGCCGAUAGUAAAUGCACAAAUGCAUUCAAUAUAAAUAUAGAAACUGCCACUGGGCUUCAGAAAUGUCUUUUAUUAACUCAUGGCAAGCUUUUAAAUUAAGAAAUAUAAACUAAAUAUUAUUGAGUUGAUUUAAUUUACGCUAUAAAUUAUCAGUAAAUGAUCAAUUUUCUAUAAUUAGUGGAGAAUCUGCAAAUGUUACUAUGGUGAAGACCUUUAUUAUUUAUUUUAAUGGUGCAACAUCACAUUCUGUGGUGAUUAACUGGAAGACAUGAUUUUCCUCAUUGAUGGGUUGAUCAUUAAUAUUGAUUAGGUGACCUGAUUGGAUAAUUAUGGAGGAUCAGCGUUAUUAUUCAUAAGCCAAUAGUAAUUGCACGAAAAUGGCUUCUUCCCAUUGGGCUUCAGGAAUGUCUUUUCUCAACAAGAUUUUAAAUAGAAA
Danio aesculapii is the source of this 2263-nucleotide messenger RNA. Its product is annotated as ankyrin repeat domain-containing protein SOWAHB-like. Gene Ontology annotation, molecular function: protein binding. NCBI's taxonomy places the organism in Eukaryota, Metazoa, Chordata, Actinopteri, Cypriniformes, Danionidae. The record is from RefSeq and is a predicted model, not a curated record. The transcript has a single exon. The coding region runs from base 81 to 1388 and encodes 435 amino acids.